AUGGUGUCGGCCAGCGCGUGCGCCGGCCAGGUGGGCGCCGUGCUGCCUCUGCUGCUGGUGCUCUUCGACCUGCUCGGCGAGGGAGUCGAAUGUGGAAUAAAUGCUGAAGUAGAAAAACAACUCGAAAUGGGCAAGAAGUUAUUGGCAGCUGGACAGCUAGCUGAUGCCUUGUCUCACUUCCAUGCUGCUAUAGAAGGGGACUCUGAUAACUACAUUGCCUAUUAUAGAAGAGCCACAGUGUAUUUGGCCAUGGGCAAAUCUAAAGCUGCAAUUCGUGAUUUAAGUAAAGUGGUUGAAUUAAAGCAGGAUUUCACAUCAUCCUCUGAUGGACGAGUUUGGGUGGUAAUUGGAGCUACCCCUACAUUUGCAAUGAUGGGUAAUUAUUGGUCUAAAACCCUGAUGCAGAAAACCAUAAUCAUUUUUGCUAAAGCUGCUCUUGCAAGAUUACAGAGAGGCCAUUUACUUCUUAAGCAAGGAAAAUUUGAUGAAGCAGAAGAAGAUUUCAAAAAUGUGCUCAAAUCUAAUCCCAGUGAUAAUGAGGAAAAGGAAGCCCGGUCUCAGCUGAUUAAAUCUGAUGAGUUGCAGCGCCUGCAUUCACAGGCACAGUCUCUGUAUCAUCAAGAGGAUUAUAUUACUGCUAUAAGACUCCUUGAUGGGAUUCUAGAAGUUUGCGUUUGGGAUGCAGAGCUGCGGGAGCUUCGAGCUGAAUGCUAUAUAAAGGAAGGAGAACCAGGCAAAGCCAUUAGUGACUUAAAAGCUGCUACCAAACUGAAGAAUGAUAACACUGAAGCCUUCUAUAAAAUCAGCACAAUAUACUACCAGUUGGGGGACCAUGAACUGUCACUCAGUGAAGUCCGAGAGUGUCUGAAACUUGACCAGGACCAUAAGCUGUGUUUUUCUCACUAUAAACAAGUAAAGAAACUUAAUAAGCAAAUCGAGUCAGCAGAGGAACUCAUCAGGGAAGGCAGGUACACAGAUGCCAUCAGUAAAUAUGAAUCUGUAAUGAAAACUGAGCCAAAGGUCCCUAUUUACACUACUCGUGCCAAAGAAAGGAUCUGUCACUGCUUCUCAAAGAAUGAGCAGUCUGCUGAAGCCAUAAAAGUUUGCACAGAAGUUCUGCUGCUGGAACCAGCUAAUGUGAAUGCUUUAAAAGACAGAGCAGAAGCCUAUUUAUUAGAAGACCAAUAUGAGGAAGCUAUUCAAGAUUAUGAAACUGCUCAGGCCAACAGUGAAAAUGACCAACAGAUUCGUGAAGGCCUAGAGAGAGCCCAGAGGAUGUUGAAGCAAUCUCAGAAGAGAGAUUAUUACAAAAUUUUAGGAAUAAAAAGAAAUGCGAGAAAACAAGAAAUCAUAAAAGCAUAUAGAAAGCUAGCAUCUCAGUGGCACCCGGAUAACUUCCAGAAUGAAGAGGAGAAGAAGAAGGCAGAGAAAAAGUUUAUUGAUAUAGCAGCUGCUAAAGAAGUACUUACUGACCCAGAAAUGAGGAGGAAGUUUGAUGCAGGAGAAGAUCCAUUGGAUGCAGAAAGCCAACAGGGAGGAGGAAACCCUUUUCACAGAACCUGGAACACAUGGCAAGGAUUCAGCCCUUUCAGCUCUGGAGGACCAUUUAAAUUUAAAUUCCACUUUAAUUAG
This is a messenger RNA of Emys orbicularis (European pond turtle), 1632 nucleotides long. RefSeq names its product DnaJ heat shock protein family (Hsp40) member C3 (gene DNAJC3). Bases 1 to 1632 code for a protein of 543 amino acids. Gene Ontology annotation, molecular function: protein-folding chaperone binding; misfolded protein binding. The record is from RefSeq and is a predicted model, not a curated record. Gene Ontology annotation, biological process: protein folding in endoplasmic reticulum. NCBI's taxonomy places the organism in Eukaryota, Metazoa, Chordata, Testudines, Emydidae. Gene Ontology annotation, cellular component: endoplasmic reticulum. The transcript is spliced from 13 exons.